Molecule: messenger RNA, 1836 nt
Organism: Fraxinus pennsylvanica
Lineage: Eukaryota; Viridiplantae; Streptophyta; Magnoliopsida; Lamiales; Oleaceae
Source: the annotation of a GenBank genome assembly
AUGGGACAUGCAGAUGCAGUCUAUAGCAAGAUUAGUUGUACGAGGUACAGUUCACCUGAUGAUCAUGAUCAUGGCUUAAGUGAUAGAAUUGAACCAUUUCAGAUGCUUAAGAAUCACUGUGUACCAACAAGUGAUUCCACAGAGAAGAAACUUUCUUGGUUACGUUCACAAAUCAUUGGUGGGAAUGCAGAAUUCAACACCCCAUUUGGAAAGCGUAUGCUCACUUAUUCUGAUCACACUGCCUCCGGUCGGUCUCUUCAAUAUAUUGAAAACUACAUCCUAGAUCAUGUUCUUCCAUUUUAUGGUAACAGUCACACCACAGACAGUUAUGUAGGCUACCAGACUACAAAAAUGGUGCAUGAAGCAGCAAAUUACGUAAAGAAAUGCUUGGGAGGUGGAGGAGAAGAUGCAAUAAUUUUCUGUGGUUCUGGAUCAACAGCAGCUAUUAAAAGACUGCAAGAAGUAAUGGGAUUAGCUAUUCCUUCAAUACUAAGAGAUAGAUUCUUGAAAUGUCUUAGCAAUGAAGAAAGGUGGGUGGUUUUUGUUGGCCCUUAUGAACACCACUCCAACCUCCUCUCUUGGCGGGAGAGCCUGGCGGAGGUGGUGGAGAUUGGCCUGGAUCAAGAAGGGUUGCUGGAUAUGGAAUCCUUCAAACUCAAACUCGAUUUUUAUAAAUCGAAAAACAGGCCAAUUCUUGGUUCCUUUUCUGCUUGUAGCAAUGUCAAUGGGAUUUGUUCAGAUACACGUGCAAUAUCUCGACUUCUUCACCAAUUUGGAGGCUUUGCUUGCUUUGAUUUUGCUGCGAGUGGUCCUUACGCGAGGAUUGAGAUGAGAUCAGGAGAAAUUGACGGCUAUGAUGCAGUUUUCCUUAGCACACAUAAAUUUCUGGGAGGUCCAGGUUCCCCUGGGAUUCUGCUAAUGAGCAAGGCCCUUUAUCGGCUGGGAUCUUCUCCUCCAUCAACAUGUGGAGGUGGAACUGACACUUUAUAUGUUGACAACAUAGAAGAAAGGGAAGAUGCUGGAACUCCACAAAUCAUUCAGAAAAUCAGAGCAGCAUUGGCUUUUUGGAUAAAAGAAUACAUUGGUUACAAAGCCAUUGAGAGACAUGAACAAAAUUACAUUGAAAGAGCACUCAAAAGACUUGUUCCCAACCCCUACAUAUGGGUAUUAGGCAAUACAAUAGCCAAAAGACAAGCCAUAUUAUCUUUCUUUAUUUACUCUACUACAUAUUCUUCAUCAUCUGAGAUAAACCUGUGGGGAGAUACCGGAAAUACGAGAGAUAAGCCGCUUCAUGGCCCAUUCGUUGCCAAACUUUUGAAUGACCUUUUCGGGAUCCAGGCCCGGGGAGGUUGUGCUUGUGCAGGGCCUUAUGGACACAGUUUGCUCGAUAUCGAUGAGUCCCAUUCGCUAGCCUUCAGGUCGGCCAUUGAAAAGGGUUAUGUUGGAGUAAAGCCAGGAUGGACAAGAGUGAGCUUUCCCUACUACAUGUCUAAGGAAGAAUUUGAGUUCAUUCUUGCAGCAAUCGAAUUCCUAGCCAUUUAUGGACAGAGAUUUCUUCCUUUAUACCAUUUCAACUGGAGAACUAGUGCAUGGACUUCCAACAAAAAUGAACUCAAAAAAUUGUUUCUCGGGGAAGAAAAUAAUUUCAAUCCUAAUGGCUCAUCCUUAGGCACUAUGAUCAAAGCAUCAAACCAGUUGGAAUUUGAUGGUUCGAUCAUCAGCAGAUAUGCAAAUUAUUUGGAGACAGCAAAACGCAUUGCAACCCUUCUUCCAAAAUUUCCACUGGAGAGAAAGGUACCAGAAGAUAUUAUCGAUCUUGUGCCCUUUAGAGUUUAA